CUUUAUUAAUGUUAGUUUAUGGCUAACCAAUCCGUUAAGAGUGUUUAUAAGCCGGGUUAAAAUUUAUUUUGUGUGACUUUUGAAUACAUUAGCUAUCUGACACACGCUACGAAAGACGCUCGCAGCAUUAGCUCAAGCAUUGCACAUCAGCGUUAAAACAAUUACAUGUGAUACUUGAUCAGAUGUUGUUUGUAAUUAUCCCAGUGGAUCACCAAUCCAAUGCAUCCCAUAUAUGUUUGUCAUGUCGAAAAGGAAAGUGACUUUUGAGGAUGGAGAUGGGGAGAUUACUUUGGAAGAUGUUCCAAAGAAAAAGAUUGUUGAUGGUGUGAGUGGCCCAGGAUCCAGAUUUAAGGAGAAACACUCUUUGGACAGUGAUGAGGAAGAUGAAGCAGGGGAUGGAGAAAAUAUCAGCAAAUAUGACAUCCUUUCCAAUGACGAUGUGGAAGGUCAGGAAACGGCAACCAUUGACUAUGACGAGGGGGUACGCAUCACCCCUUUUAACCUCGACGAGGAAAUGCAGGAGGGUCACUUUGAUUCAGAGGGAAACUAUUUUGUCAACAAAGAGAAAGAUAUCAGGGACAACUGGCUGGACAAUAUUGACUGGGUGAAGAUAAAAGAGCAACCUGUGAAAAAGAAGAAAGGCCUUGCAGCGAAGCGUAAGAGAAGGGUUGGUGAUGAAGAUGAAGCAGAGGAGGAGAUAAAACGAGAGCAGCAGCAGAAAGACAGUGAAGAUGAUGAGGAAGAGGAGGAGAAAGAGCCAGCAGAAGACCCUCUGGCUACAUACAGUCAUCAUCAACUCACAGAAGCCAUCAUUCAGCUGCUGCUGCCUGGAGAAACAGUGGCUGCUGCUCUGAGAAGACUUGGCGGUCUUGGGGGACAGAAGAAGAAAGGGAAACUGAGAGGAGAAGAGGAGGAGAAAAAAGAGACUUUUAACAGAGAUGCUGAUAAACUAGACAAACUGACAGCGUUGGCAGAUAGAUUGGUGGGGAUUGGAGAAUUUGAAAUUUAUCAGCAGACAUAUGAAAAACUGGCCUACAAGCUGAAGGGGUUGACUCCAGGAAAGGCAGCCAAAACGCUUGAGGAAAGAAAAGAGGAAGAAGAAGAGCUAGACAUGUUCGCUGAUGAGUUUGAUGAGAGGCAUGGUGCGGAAAAAGAUGAGGAUAAAGACAACAACAUAGGGAGUGAUGAGGUCAUGUGGGAGUACAAAUGGGACAAUGAGGAAAACUCUGAGCUUUAUGGGCCCUUCAGCAGCCAACAGAUGCAGGACUGGGUGGAUGAGGGCUACUUCAAGGAUGGAGUGUACUGUAGAAGGAUUGGCCAAGAAGGUGCCCCGUUCUACAACUCGAAGAGAAUAGACUUUGAACUCUACACAUGAUCUGUCUAUGAGUCAUAUUACUGAUUUUAUUUGAUUUCUUCUGACAGGGCUUCCCUGAAUAAUUGUUUACUCUUCAAUAAUUGUUUUUGUCUUAUGUAUACACUAGUAUGUGCGCCUGUGUUUGAUACAUGAUGUGUUUUAAAAUAAAGACUUUUUUUCUGGCUGGA
Messenger RNA from Ctenopharyngodon idella (grass carp), 1542 nucleotides. It is a transcript of the gene cd2bp2, whose product is annotated as CD2 (cytoplasmic tail) binding protein 2. Lineage: Eukaryota; Metazoa; Chordata; Actinopteri; Cypriniformes; Xenocyprididae. Bases 233 to 1375 code for a protein of 380 amino acids. Gene Ontology annotation, molecular function: protein binding. The record is from RefSeq and is a predicted model, not a curated record. The transcript has 7 exons. Gene Ontology annotation, cellular component: U5 snRNP.